AUGCAAACAGAGGCUGCCUGUGGAGCUGCAUUAUUGGCAUUGAAGGGUGCUCAACACAACAGUUAUCGAGAAAGGAUUUUUUUAACUCUUGAAAGUAAGCUUGUUUUAAAUUGUUUUCAGAGUGCUGGAAUGCAAUUUCCUCAGAGGCCUCGUGAAAGACCAUCAAGCGAAAGACCAUCAAAUAAUCAGACUGCCCAAGGAAAUAAGAAAAUUACACUCAAUGGGGAACUUGCUGCCUCUAGACAUGGAAUGGUUGCUCAGCCAGCACCAGUGGAGCCUCAAGUUGUUCCGGAAUCCAGUAUUAUUCAGAAGGCUAGUAAUGCUCUGGAGGUUUUGAAAGAAGUCCUUCAUGCUGUUGAUUCUCAAAAUGGAGCAAAGAACGAGUUUACUCUUGAUCUCGUGGAACAAUGUUCUUUCCAAAAGCAGAGAGUAAUGCAUCUUGUGAUGACUUCUAGGGAUGAGAAGCUGGUCUCUCGAUCUAUUGAAUUGAAUGAGCAGCUACAGCAAGUUCUGGCAAGACAUGACGCCCUUCUUUCUGGGAGAUAUACAGUUUCAGAUAGGAAUACCUUUUCCAAUAUAACUACCACAGCCCCAAAUCAUUUUAAUCAUGAAGAAUCAGAGGAAGAGGAGGAGCCUGAACAGCUUUUCCGAAGGUUAAGAAAAGGAAAGGCCUGUGCAAGACCUGAAGAUGAAGGCAACUUAGAAGAGCAUCUCCCUUUGGGCAUAAUUGGAUCGACCAUUCCAGUAGAAAGGCUGAACCGUCCACUUAUACGGCCACUUCCUUCAGAGCAGCCACAAGAACCCAGUGCACACCCUGCAGCUGUUGUAAUUCCACCGCCACCUGCAAAACACAUUCAAAGGGAGAAAUUCUUUCAGGAAAAGAAGGUUGAUGGUUCUGAUGUGGAUAGCCACAUGAGGGGUCUUUCAUUACACAGUCGCAAUGCCAGCAGUUCCCAUGGUGGAAGCAUAGAUUUUGGUGUGACUAUGCACUAGAGAGAUAGAUGUUCACUUAAACUUAUGGUUUUUCAUCAGUGUAUUUAGUGAUUUAUGUUAAGGUGGUUUCCCAUGCACUGUUUAUGAGGGUGGUUUUUAUUGUUAGUCAGGUACUAGUGGGUAUAGGAAGGUUACAGAUGCAGAAUUUGUCAUACUCUCUCAUUUGACUUCACAUUUAUUUAAGUUUUACUUAUGUUCCUGAAGAGUUCUACCUAAGUUCGCACUUUUAAGCAAGCUGGAACACUGUUUCUCUCAUGGGAGGGGUUUGUAUACAGGAGGUUUUUCUAUAUGUUAUUCCUUAUCGGUUACUAUCA
Messenger RNA from Populus euphratica (Euphrates poplar), 1307 nucleotides. RefSeq lists its product as uncharacterized. The transcript is spliced from 6 exons. The record is from RefSeq and is a predicted model, not a curated record. Bases 1 to 993 code for a protein of 330 amino acids. Gene Ontology annotation, biological process: protein transport to vacuole involved in ubiquitin-dependent protein catabolic process via the multivesicular body sorting pathway. Gene Ontology annotation, molecular function: phosphatidylinositol binding; ubiquitin binding. Lineage: Eukaryota; Viridiplantae; Streptophyta; Magnoliopsida; Malpighiales; Salicaceae.